This is a messenger RNA of Acanthoscelides obtectus, 1494 nucleotides long. Lineage: Eukaryota; Metazoa; Arthropoda; Insecta; Coleoptera; Chrysomelidae. The record is from the annotation of a GenBank genome assembly.
AUUUUAUACAUAUUACUCACACCAAUUCGAGGAUUAAAGGAUUGCAAAGUUAUCAACAACCAUCGCAGAUUAGAUGUUAUCAAUACUCCAUCCGUGUCUAUUCAGUCUACUUUUUACAAAUACUAAUCCCAUGUGCGUGUUGUGUGUUGUGAGUGAUCUCUAAAAACAUAAAAUGAUGUCAUCAGAAACGAGGCGGAGGUUCUUCCAUGUGUCCGAGGUGGUAUUCCAGCAAGUUUUGGCAGUAUUUGUCUUAUUGAUACUAUGGGAGGUGUUCAAGUUUAAUAAUUUGAAUAGUCUACAUACAUGGCAUGUCAUCAUGUGUGUUUUGGGUGUAGCGCUGUGUAUGGCGGAGGGAGUGCAGUUUUACAGGAAAGAAACCAUAGUAACAUUUGGAAGUACGCGAGAAUCUAAAGUUUUCGGACAUGGAGCUGUUAUGGGGUUGGCUUUCAUCAUGAUACUCAUCGGAGUUUCUUUGAAAAUACAAGAUAAAAUCAAUAAUCAUCGGGAUCACUUCGCUACGACACACUCACAACUUGGUUUGUCAACCUGGAUCAUCGCCUUCAUAGCAGUCUUAGGUGGAUUGGCCUCAGCCAACAUUCUUAGGUUCUCUUCUAUCGGAAAGCCAAGACUCAUUAAACUGAUCCACCUUCUGAUCGGAGUAACAGCGUACAUUCUAGGCAUAGUUACUUUAGGAUACGGCAUCGCCUACCUGGGAGUCCCAGAAAAUGGAAGGACCUUCCUCAUAGUCUUGAUGGCUAUUUAUGUGGCUUACAGUCUGAUAGGACCGUGUUUGUCAGUGUACAAUUUUAUCAAAGAUUAGCUUCGAUAAUAUAUUGAUAGGAUCAACUGUUUUGUAUUUAUAAUUUGAUAUAUUUUAUAUACAGAUUUAGUUUAAAAUGUGUAAGAAGAUUAAAUUGAUAAUUUAAGUAACUCCCGAAAUUGUUCUGGCGGAUUAAUGAGUGCAAUCUAAAGUGUCUAGGUUUUGAUUAUUAAAAAAAGUGGUUAAUCGAGAAAUACCCUGUAAGUAUAAGAACUUAAGGAAUUUCAGAAAAUCUAUUAUCAUGGCAAGCAUUCAUUGUGAAAAAAGUGGCUAAUCAAGGAAUAACCUAACCUGUAUGUAUAAGAUAUAUGCCAUCUUUGAAAUUGAACAGGGUGGCCCACUAAGAAUGCGAGGUACUGUAUCAGAAAACCCGUCCAUCAUAGAGGCUUGCGGCAAAAAAAAUUCUUACUAAAACGGCCAAGAGAUCUGGAAAAUAUUUUCUAGUUUCUAAAAUGGCCGCUAGGGAGCGUAACUGCAAUCUUAAAACUAAGAAAGUGAUGGUUUUGUCAAUUCCGCUAUAUUAACGUAACCAAAAAUUACCUGAUCUUUAAAGUCGAGGAUAAUGUGAACUUUUGUUUAACAAUUUUUGCUGUAUCUCUAAAAAAAAGUGGUGAGGGGUAUGCAAAGGUUUCCGUAAAAAACUUGAGCUAGUUCUAGGGCUACAAAUUUAAGUG